Molecule: messenger RNA, 1574 nt
Organism: Haliaeetus leucocephalus (bald eagle)
Lineage: Eukaryota; Metazoa; Chordata; Aves; Accipitriformes; Accipitridae
Gene: NUP35
Product: nucleoporin 35kDa
Exons: 13
Coding region: 118-1074 (318 amino acids)
Biological process (GO): NLS-bearing protein import into nucleus; nuclear pore organization; regulation of DNA-templated transcription
Cellular component (GO): nuclear pore central transport channel; nuclear pore nuclear basket; nuclear membrane
Molecular function (GO): single-stranded DNA binding; structural constituent of nuclear pore; phospholipid binding
Source: RefSeq, a predicted model, not a curated record
UGGCGGGAGGGCGGGUCGGAAGUGACGGCGUGAGGAAGUUCCGUCCCGUUUGAAAGGGCCCGGCGGAGCUGCUGGUGGCCUUUUCCCGCCGCCCGGGCCGACGUGGCUGCCCUCGACAUGGAUCCGCAGCCCGCAGGAGCAGAGCCAAUGACUCUUGGCUCCCCGACAUCUCCAAAACCAGGAGCUAGUGCUCAGUUUCUUCCUGGAUUCUUGAUGGGCGAUUUACCUGCGCCAGUGACUCCGCAACCACGUGCUUUAAGCGGCCCUUCAGUUGGUGUAAUGGAAAUGAGGUCUCCACUACUUGCAGGAGGAUCUCCCCCACAACCAGUAGUCCCUACACAUAAAGAUAAAAGCGGUGCUCCACCAGUUAGGAGCAUAUAUGAUGAAUUAUCUAGUCCAGGACUUGGAUCAACGCCUCUAACCUCAAGACGACCAGCCAGCUUUUCUCUAACACAGAGCCCAUUGGUUGGAACUAUGCCAUCAACUCCUGGAACAGCUUCGAGUAUGUUCAGUCCUGCAAGUAUUGGGCAGCCUAGGAAGACUACUCUAUCUCCUGCUCAGCUAGAUCCUUUUUAUACUCAGGGUGAUUCCCUGACUUCAGAAGAUCAACUUGAUGACACAUGGGUAACAGUAUUUGGAUAUCCUCAAGCAUCAGCUUCAUAUAUUCUUCUACAGUUUGCUCAGUAUGGAAACAUAUUAAAGCAUGUGAUGUCCAACACAGGAAACUGGAUGCAUAUUCGAUACCAGUCUAAGCUUCAAGCCCGGAAAGCCUUAAGCAAAGAUGGAAGAAUUUUUGGUGAAUCUAUCAUGAUUGGUGUCAAGCCAUGUAUAGAUAAAAGUGUGAUGGAAAAUUUUGAACGGAGCUCUACAUCCUCAAUUUCUUCAGUUUUCACUCCACCUACAAAAGGUGUCAGCACACCAGUACAACCUGCAAAGAUUUCUACAAUGAGACCUCUUGCAACAGCAUAUAAGGCUUCCACUAGUGACUAUCAGGUGGUUUCUGACAGACAAACUCCUAGGAAAGAUGAAAGUAUUGUAUCUAAAGCAAUGGAAUAUGUGUUCGGCUGGCUUUGAAGAAAACAACCUCUUCUGUAGUUCGUUACCUCUUAUAGCAAGUGCUGACUUGCCAAGCCAGAAGAAGGAGAAGGAACAAUUCAAAGCUCUGGCAGACUUCCAGCUGGUACUGAUGCCUGUUUAUAAUGGAUCCCAAGUUUUGAAGGCUUUCUGUAACGGCUUCCACUUGGAGGUUGAUACUUUUUAAAAAUCAGUGUAAUUCCAUUGACCAGAGUGCUCUCAUGCCAGACAAUGAGAAGUAAAUUUUCUGGAGUCUGUGAAACUAUGCUGACAUGGCAUCUGACCAGAUGUACUUGGUAACAGCUCACAAAUAGGGUAUUAAUUAGAAGAGCGUGUCAGAUUUGAUAACAAAGAAAAGCAGAAAUAUUUGCUCCUCUCCAGACAGGUUGAGGAGGUGUCUAUGACUCACAUGAGGUUGUAGUGGCACAAUCAGAGAAAGGGUCCUAAAAGCCUACCUCUGUGUCUGUAACCUGCAAAAAGAAAAUCAGCUUCAACCUUGG